UAGCUCCUUUCCCUUCGUCUAAUUCCUCUGGGUAGUUCGUGUGGCUUGUUUACCCUUUUCUUCUUCUUCUUCUUCUCUCUGCUCUUCUUUCUUGCCGGCCCCUUCAAAACGGACCGUUAGUAUUCGUCUGUGUGCCAAUGGAGCGGUCGCAAGACAAUACUCCGUCCUCUGCUGAGGCCGUGUCGUAUCCGGCAUCAGGACACUCGUCGUCGCCCCCCGACUCGGAGCGGACGACAACGGGGCUAUACAUUACGACGUAUUCGGACAAUAAGGGACAUGAAGGGCAGACGGCGGGCUCGAAUGCCAACUCAGCCGCCAGCUCCAUGAUCGAGGGCAAGGAAGGCCAUAGCAACAACUCCGAGCGAGGAGGCCGUGGACAUAGCGAGCACAUAGAUAUUUACGACCCGAAUCGACCGAAGUUGGGAAUCCGCCAGAGGCUGCACCAUUUCACAUGGGCGUGGUUUACCUUGCCUAUGAGUACGGGCGGGUUGUCGUUGCUGAUCCACGCCCAACCUCAUCAGUUCCCCGGGCUUCGACAGAUCGGCUUAUUCGUUUACAUCGUCAAUAUCGUCAUAUUUGUCCUCCUGACCGCUGCCAUGUUAGCACGAUUCUUCCUGCAUCAGGGGGACUUUUACAAGUCUCUGUCUCACCCUCGUGAGGGCUUCUUCUUCCCAACGUACUUCUUGUCCAUCGCCACCCUCAUCACCAGCACUCAGCGCUACGCCAUUCCGGAGCACGACACGCCGCUCGUAUGGGCCAUCCAAACCGCCUUCUGGGGCUAUGUGAUCAUCACACUCAUACUGGCCGUCGGCCAGUACAGCUUCGUAUUCGCAAAGCACAAUUUCGAAUUGCAGACCAUGAUGCCGACCUGGAUCUUACCCAUCUUCCCCAUCAUGCUGUCGGGGACGAUCGCUUCCGUCAUCGCGCAUACGCAGCCCGAAAUCUCAGCCGUGCCUAUUGUCGUCGCUGGCAUGAGCUGCCAAGGGCUAGGACUAUCGGUCGCCAUCAUGAUGUACGCGCAUAUGGUCGGACGUUUGAUGUCAGCAGGUCUUCCCAAUCGCGAGCACCGCCCUGGGCUAUUCAUGAACGUGGGCCCGCCAGCAUUCACCGCGCUGGCUUUCAUCGGUAUGGCGAAUGGCCUCCCCGAGAACUUCGACAGGGAGAUGGACGGAAUUGUUGAUGCGCAUAUCAUCCGGACGUUUGCUCUCAUCGGCGCCAUCUUCUUGUGGACCCUGUCCCUCUGGUGGUUCUUCAUCGCCUUCAUUGCCGUGGUGGGCUCCCGUCCCAAGUACUUCCAUCUGGGUUGGUGGGCCAUGGUUUUCCCCAACACGGGCUUCGCUUUGGCGACCAUCUCGAUCGCGAACGAAUUGGGAAAUGCAGUGGUGCAGUGGAUAUCAACGGCGAUGUCGAUCUGCCUACUUGCCACGUACUGCUUCGUCUUGUACAGCCACAUCAGGGCUGUCAUCGUCCAGGACAUCAUGUACCCUGGACGAGACGAAGAUGUCAACGACCAUUAAAUCACAUAACACCAACACGCAGUUUGUUCUCAUUAUUUUUUUCUAGUCCUUAGCUUCGGAACGGCUAUGCGGACGAUGAGUGACGCCUUUUUCUACUAUAUCGCAGUUGUUUUU
Durotheca rogersii is the source of this 1631-nucleotide messenger RNA. RefSeq names its product voltage-dependent anion channel-domain-containing protein. Gene Ontology annotation, biological process: malate transmembrane transport. Bases 138 to 1517 code for a protein of 459 amino acids. Gene Ontology annotation, molecular function: malate transmembrane transporter activity. NCBI's taxonomy places the organism in Eukaryota, Fungi, Ascomycota, Sordariomycetes, Xylariales, Xylariaceae. The record is from RefSeq and is a predicted model, not a curated record. Gene Ontology annotation, cellular component: membrane. The transcript is spliced from 2 exons.